GUGAACCCGAUCCUAUUACAGGAAAAAAAUUAUUAUCACUUAUGGUUCAUCAAAGGUCCGCGGAUAUUGGUCUGGGCCUGCCGUUUAAUAUCACUAGUAUUUCUCUAUUUCUUUACAUGGUGGCUCAUCUCACAGACACAACACCAGAUUUCGUUAAUUUAAUACUUGGUGAUGCAUAUAUUUAUAAAAAUCAUAUCGAUAGUCUCAAAGAACAAAUUAAAAGAACCCCAUUUGAAUUCCCAACUAUAAAACUUAAAAGACAAGUUAAUGACGUGGGUGAUUUUAAAUUUAGCGACUUUAUUUUAGAAAAUUAUAAUCAUCAUAAAUCUAUCAAUUUUGAAAUCAUUGGUGCUAAAUAA
Dentiscutata heterogama is the source of this 359-nucleotide messenger RNA. The record is from the annotation of a GenBank genome assembly. NCBI's taxonomy places the organism in Eukaryota, Fungi, Glomeromycota, Glomeromycetes, Diversisporales, Gigasporaceae.